This is a messenger RNA of Eimeria necatrix, 2220 nucleotides long. RefSeq names its product DNA topoisomerase I, putative. The record is from RefSeq and is a predicted model, not a curated record. Gene Ontology annotation, molecular function: DNA topoisomerase type I (single strand cut, ATP-independent) activity; DNA binding. The transcript is spliced from 11 exons. The annotation marks the transcript as partial. Gene Ontology annotation, cellular component: nucleolus; chromosome. Lineage: Eukaryota; Apicomplexa; Conoidasida; Eucoccidiorida; Eimeriidae. Gene Ontology annotation, biological process: DNA replication; chromosome segregation; DNA topological change.
AUGCUGCAGAAAAAACGAGAGCUCCUCGACGAUUCGUCUGACGAGGACUCCAUCCCUCUCUCAAAACGGUUUAAAAAGUCUAAGACGGAAGCAGCAGCAGCAGCAGCACCUGCUGCUGCUGCUGCUGCUGCUGCUGCUGCUAAGGAAGCCCCUGCAGCAGAGGGGAGUGUAUCUGUUAAGAAUGAAAGCAGCAGCAGCAGCAGCAGCAGCAGCAGCAAGGAGGGCAGCAGCAGCAACGGGGGCACAGGAUCUGCGAAGCCCUCGCCAGCAGCAACAACAGCAGCAGCAGCAGCAGCAACAACAGCAGCAGCAGCAGCAGCAACAACAGCAGCAGCAGCAACAGCAGUAGCAGCAGUGGGGGGUUCUCUUGCUGCUGCUCUGCGCAGCGUGAAGGCGGAGGGCUCUUCGGCUUCGCCAGCAGCAGCAGCAACAGCAGCAGCAGCAACAGCAGCAACUGCAGCAGCAGCAGCAGCAGAAGCAGCAAAUAAAGCAGCAGCAAGACCCUCAGCUUCUCCUUCUCCUGCGGGAAUUCGCAGAAGAAAUAAAUACACUAAAACAGAGGAAAACUUUGAGCCCAUUUCGAGGUGGUGGGAAAAGGAUUUGUCCCAGCUCGAAAAUAAUGUCGUACAGUGGCAGUACCUGGAGCACCACGGCUUGAUGUUUUCUCCUCCUUACGAACCCCACGGGGUUUGCAUUCGCUAUAAAGGAGAAUUAGUUUCUUUGCCUCCCGAAGCCGAAGAAGUGGCCAACUUCUGGUGCGGGGUGUUGGAGAGCGACUACGCCACGAAGAUAAGAUUUGUGCGGAACUUCUGGCGAGCUUUUCUUUCCAAAUUACCUGAAGACCAUUUAAUAAAAAAAGAUCCAAAACACGCUCAAGUGCGGAUUCCUGCUGCUGCUGCUGCUGCUGCUGCUGCAGGGGACGCAGCAGCAGCAGCAGCAGCAGCAGCAGCAGCAGCAACGGCGCCCGACGCAGCAGGCUUCGAAGCCUGCGACUUCUCAAACAUCAAGCAGCACCUCGACGCUCAAAAGGAAGCCAAGAAAAACAUGUCCAAGGAGGAAAAAGAAGCGCUGAAAGCUCAAAAAGAUGCAGAAGCUGCCCCUUUUGCUUUCGCCCUUGUGGACUGGCUGAGGGAAAAAGUCGGAAACUGCAGAGUCGAACCUCCGGGCCUUUUCAGGGGCCGCGGCGAACACCCCAAACAGGGCAUGCUCAAGCGAAGGAUAUUCCCUGAAGACGUGAUCCUGAACCUCGGCGAAGAAGCCCCCGUUCCUGUUGCAGCAGAUAUGCCAGGCCACUGUUGGCGAGAUUUGGCGCACGACAGCAAAGUGACUUGGCUGGCGUUUUACCGAGAUUCCAUCAAUGACCAGGUCAAGUACAUGUACCUCGCGGCGCAGUCGGGCUUCAAAGGCCAGCAGGACUUUUUGAAGUACGAAAAAGCGCGGCGGCUGAAAUUCUUCGUUUCGAAAAUUCGAAAAGAUUAUUUUGCAAAAAUGAAAAGUGAAGAUCUUUUGGAAAGACAACUCGGGACUGCCACUUAUUUGAUUGACUUCUUGGCGUUGAGAGUUGGAGGCGAGAAAGACACAGACGAGGAGGCGGACACUGUGGGCUGCUGCAGCUUGCGCGUGGAGCAUGCGAAGUUUAAUUUGGAGACAGAAGAAGUCACUCUCGACUUUUUGGGAAAAGACUCCAUUCGCUACUUCAACACUAGCACUUCUUUGAACAACCAUUUAAAACAACUCAUGCCGGGGCUAAGCGCGAAGAUGUUUAGAACUUAUAAUGCGAGCAUUACUCUGCAGCAAGAACUCCAAAAACUCCAGCCAACUCUGCGAAAAUUCAAGGAGGAGGUUGAGCGCGAGGGUUUGAAGAAGGCGGGGAAGGCGAAGGCAAAGAAGGCGAAGGAAGAGCCUGCUGCUGCUGCUGCUGCUGCAGCAACAGCAGCAGCAGCAGCAGCAGCAGCAGCAGCAACUGACGCAGAUGACUUGCCUCUUUCGAAAAUAAAAACAAAAGAUGAAAACCCUAAUGAAGAAAUCCUCGAUGUGGAUUUGUCAGAUGUCAACCAGCUCGUGCAGGCUGUGGCCAUUCUGUGCAACCACCAACGCUCUGUGCCGAAGCAGCACGCGGCCUCGAUGGCGCGGCUGCAGCACCAGUUGGAAAAAGAAUAUUUUUCUUUUUUAAACAGCAAACAAAACCACAAACCCUUCAAAUUCAAGUCCGAUUUCAAG